CAUUUCAGCUAAUGUAGACUGGAAUGCUCAGGCUCAGAAUACACUGAAUGAAAAGCUAAGAAGACCACAAAACACAAAUGUUGCAAAAAAUAUUAUAUUCUUCUUGGGUGAUGGUAUGGGUGUUUCUACGGUAACAGGAAUCAGAAUCUAUAAGGGACAGAAGGCUGGUAACCCUGGAGAGGAAACUAUACUCAAUAUGGAUAAAUUACCCUAUACUGGACUCGCAAAGACCUACAACACAGACAGACAAGUCCCAGACUCUGCUGCCACAGCCACAGCCUUCCUCAGUGGGGUAAAGACCAACUGGGGGACUAUAGGGGUAGACCAGACACUCCCUAGGUUCCAGUGUGAAGGACUUGAACAGGCAAAGGUUCCAUCCAUUUUUAAAUGGUCCCAAGAUGAAGGUAAAAACACUGGAUUUGUGACAUCCACUCGUAUCACACAUGCUACCCCAUCAGUGGCCUACGCCCAUGCAGGAGAUCGCUACUGGGAAAAUGAUAAACCAGAAACAGGAUCCUGUCCUGACAUUGCACGACAAUUGAUUGAGAAUGAAGUUGGGAAAAACUUGAAGGUUGCUUUGGGAGGGGGCCGAUCGUACUUCACACCUAAGACACUUGUAGACCCUGAAGUAAAUACAACAUUUGGAAGAAGAAGUGAUGGAAGGAACCUUAUUGAGGAAUGGAAGCAAGUCCAACAAAAUAUGAGUCGAAGGGCAGAGUAUGUGUGGAACAAGCAACAGUUUGAAGCAGUAAAUCCACAGAAUGUUGAUUACUUAUUAGGAAUGUUUGCUCCUGUCCAUCUUGACUUUGAACUGGAUCGGGAGGAGACAAUGUCGCAACCAUCUCUCAAAGACCUCACUGCUAAAGCUUUGGACAUAUUGAAGAAAGAUAACAAAGGCUACUUCUUAAUGGUGGAAGGUGGGAGAAUAGACCAUGCUCAUCACAGUGGAAAUGCAAAGCGCUCAUUGGCUGAUGGAGCCAUGUUUGAUGAGGCGAUUGGUUAUGCAAAGGACAAUACUGACCAAUCGGAUACCCUUAUCAUAGUCACUGCUGAUCACUCACAUACAUUCACCAUUGGGGGUUACCCAUCCAGAGGAAAUGAUUUAUUUGGU
Owenia fusiformis is the source of this 1111-nucleotide messenger RNA. The record is from the annotation of a GenBank genome assembly. Lineage: Eukaryota; Metazoa; Annelida; Polychaeta; Sabellida; Oweniidae.